Radiomyces spectabilis is the source of this 1120-nucleotide messenger RNA. RefSeq lists its product as uncharacterized. Lineage: Eukaryota; Fungi; Mucoromycota; Mucoromycetes; Mucorales; Radiomycetaceae. The transcript has 8 exons. Bases 385 to 963 code for a protein of 192 amino acids. The record is from RefSeq and is a predicted model, not a curated record.
AUUUUUUCACAUUUGCUGAUUAUUUAUCUAUCACUUUUCACAUCUACUGAUCAGUAAUCUGUUUCUUUAUUUUUCCACGUCUGCUGAAUACUUACCCACCUCUUUCUACUGUCAACACGUUAACUACUUUCUUUAUUUUCGUUCUGAUUAUCUCCUGUUCUUCACUUUUCUCUUAAACCUCGGUCGCGUAUUAAGCGCUAUGGCGAACGCUGCGCCAGGACGGCAGUUCAGAACUUUCCAUAUUACCGAUCUUAGAAAUGCUGUGACCCUACAGAUCAAGUUGUUGAGUAUUUUAAAGCAAGAAUAUAAAGUUACAGGGAACUUUUUCCAACUUGUGCAGAAAAUUACACCCUGCUGAGACGCGAUGCAAACAACUUGGCUCUAAUGCAUAUGUUGCAAUGGACUGAACAGACUACCUUACUUCCUUUUCCACCUGUGCAUACGGAGUCAUUCUGGGCGAAAUGCUUCCUCUUUGUUAGCAGUUUAUGCCUGGGAGCUAGAGAUUUGAGAUCUUUCCGACAUCCUUGGGAGCACAAACCUUGGGAUACAUUCCAAAAUUUCUUCAUUCCCAGUAGCGAAGGAUACCGCUAUCUGAGAUGGAUUCAGCUAUACAAUAGCUGGGCAGAUCCAUAUUCAACAAAAGCUCUAACCAACGCCACACGGCAUCUGUCAUCAAAUAUCUUCAAAUUUAUUCUUCAUGUUUGUGAGGCUUUUUUCCGAACCUACAGUGAACACCAUGGCGUCACUCUGUCACAGACAGCCAAAACGCUCAGAAAAAAGUUGUUAAAGCGGUCCAGAAACACGAGCUUUUCAACCAAGAAGAAUGGAAUACUCUGCCAGGAGACUGGCUACAAACACAGACACUCUACCGUGAAUUACAGCAAACGUAUAAUCAACACUCUAGGGAUCACAACAGUGACGCCAUCGAAGCCCUUGCAGGCACCUCAGGGAGCGUUCAAUUGAUUCAAUUUUCUACCUGGCUGCUUUCGCAAGCCAAACUUUAUAAUGGACGUAUAUGGUCCGUUCUGCCUUUGGCUCUCAUCAAAUAGGCUAUCUCCCAUUGAGUGGUGUAUGCUUUCAUUAUUUCUGUUAGCACGCCUACAACAAAUGGCACAUCGUG